This is a messenger RNA of Pieris rapae (cabbage white), 1187 nucleotides long. RefSeq names its product DDRGK domain-containing protein 1 (gene Ddrgk1). The transcript has 7 exons. The record is from RefSeq and is a predicted model, not a curated record. The coding region runs from base 183 to 1055 and encodes 290 amino acids. Lineage: Eukaryota; Metazoa; Arthropoda; Insecta; Lepidoptera; Pieridae.
AUAUCAAACGUCUACAGUACCAACUACCAACUGUCUAAACUGUAAACUCUUAAAACUAGUCAAUAAUCACUAUUCACUAUUGGCUAAUGAGUUAAUGACUAAUUGUUAAAGUAGUGAUUGCUGACACCUGUAAUAUGGUUGUGAGUUUUAACAUACUUUAGGUAUCAGGUCUUGGACAAAUUAUGGAUCCAUUCAUAAUUGCUGCUAUUGUUAGUGGUAUUGUUUUAAUAAUUUUAAUUAUUGCAUUUCUUCGUGUGUCACAAGUUAAUACGAAACCUGCCGCAAGACCAAGAGCUGUAGCUCAAAGAGAUGGAGGUCCAGGACGAGUCCAAGCGGUAAGAAAUCAACGGGCUCGUAUGAGAGCAAAUGCUGCACGACAUGCUGCCCCACUAGAAGAAGAGCCUAUCAUUCAUGAAGAAGUUGAAGAUGAAGACAGAUCUGAUGUCCAGACAAUGGAAAUUGAUGAUAAAAUGGGAGCUAAGAAAAGGGCUAAAAUGGAAGCAAAGCUGGAGAAAAAAAAAGCUAGAGAAGCAGAGGAAAAGAUAAGAGAGAUAAAGAAACAACGUGAUUUAGAAUUAGAAGAGGAACGUAAGAAAGUAGAAGAAAAACAAGAGGAAGAGGAAAGAAAAAUUGAAGAAGCUCUCCGUAAAGCAGAAGAAGAAAGAAAGAAACAAGAACAAGAGGAAUAUGAAGCAUUAAAGGCAGCAUUUACAGUUGAAGGUGAAGGGUUUGAUGAAAAUGAGCAAGAAGAUGUAUCUAAUCUUCUACGUAACUUCAUAGAAUAUAUUAAGACACAAAAAGUAGUUCUACUUGAAGAUCUUGCAGUACAUUUCAAAUUAAAAACGCAAGCUGUUAUUGACCGAAUUACUGAACUGCAAGAAUCAGGCGAGUUAACAGGAGUGAUUGAUGACAGAGGAAAAUUUAUUUAUAUUGCCUUGACAGAAUUAGAGGCUGUAGCUAAGUUUAUUAAACAAAGAGGCAGAGUUUCAAUAUCAGAGUUAGCAGAAAGUAGUAACCAAUUAAUAAAUCUUAAUCCUGUAACAGUCUUCACAUAAUAAUUUGUUCAAAUAUCAAUUGUUAUUCAAAAACUGUAAAUAUGUGUGUAUUGUUAAAACAAAUUAAGUCAAGACCUCUUGACUUGUUUUUUAUGUUAGCUUAACUAAAAUAAAAACCUAUUAUUUUAUAAA